UUUAGUUACGAUACAAUACAAUACAAUUAUACUGAUAAUGAGGGGAGGUUAUUUGUCACAUUCUAGCUUAUGAUAAAUCACAUUCGUCUCCACUAAUUUACUCCUCCACACCGAGUAACUUUUCAUAGACUCUAACAAUUAGUGACGUUUUCCCCUGGCGCGCUUGUGCCCACUGAAAAUUUUAAUGAGAAUUUCACCAUAAAGGGGCUCUGAAAUUAUAUAUAGUGAGGGAACGAACGAAUAUUAAACGAGAUUCCUCGCUAUUGAUAAACUAUUACAGGUACAACAAUCCUUCAACCACAAGUCAAAUUCUAAUUUUAGUAUUUUCCAAUUGUAUUAUUGAUCCACGAUCAUCAAUUGAAUUACUAAUUCGUUUAUAUAAUAAUAUUGUUGAUAGAUCGGUUACGUUUUAUUUAUCUACAAUCUCAUCAUUCUUCAGUUCUCAAAAUCAACUAACCAAUCAAUAGUUUAAUCAUGGAAGUAUCUCCUGGCGUGUUGGAAUUUACCGGCACAUUCACUAAACAAACUACUGAAUAUUUAUCAUUAAGUAAUUCUACUGCCACUCCAUUAGCUUUUAAAGUUAAAACAACUGCUCCAAAAUUAUACUGUGUUAGACCAAAUGCUAGUAUAAUUAAUCCUGGUGAUAGUCUUAAAAUUGCCAUUAUUUUACAAGGAUUUUCUCAACCUUUACCAAAGGAUUAUAAAUGUAAAGAUAAAUUUUUAUUAGUUUCUUUACCAUGUCCUCAAUUAACUGAUGCAUCAAAAGUUGGAGAAUCUUGGGCAUCAUUAGAAUCAGAAUUUAAAUCAGAAGUUGUAUCUAAGAAAUUAAGAGUUGUAUAUAAUGUCACUGAUCAAGAUGUACCAGAACCAUCAUCUAAUGGUGUUGAAGAAACUCAUGAACCAGCUUCUGUAGUUUCUCAACGUAGACCAGUUGAAGAACCAGUUAAGGUUACUCCUAAUCAUGGAACUAGUAGUGGAGUUGAAGCAGCUGGUGCUGCUGUUGCAGCUGCUGGAAUUGCCGCAGCCACUCAAUCUCAUAAAUCACCAGCUCAAGAAGAUAUUCAAAAGGAAUUGAAUGAUUCAAGAGCUCCAGUUCAUAACUUGAAUGAAAAAUUAGAUUCUAAUGAAAAAUUUGGAUCUCAACCUCCACCUCAACCUCAAGGUCAAGGUCAAGGUCAAUCUCCAGGUUAUGGAUAUCCACCUCAAUCUCCAGGUUAUGGAUAUCCUCCAGCUCCUGGAUAUGGAUAUCCUCCACCAGUUCAUCAACAACCACCUCCACCACCCGAUGCAUAUGUUAGAAGAUCAAGUUCAGUAACUUCAAUUCCGGGUGGAGAAGUUAAGGCCAUUAAUGCAGAACCAGUUAAUGGAAUUUCUUUACCAAUGGCUGCACUUUUAAUGCUUGUAGCUUUCCUUAUAGGAUGGUUAGUAUUUUAAAAAUAUAAUAUCUUAAAAUAAAUUUUUAUAUAACUAUAUAGGAUUGCUUCUCUUUAUUACAUAGUAUUAUUAUCUAUAACAUUACUGUACAUUAAAAAUUACUACCAGUAAAUACUACUAAUCUAACUAAUCCAACUACUAAUACUCCAAUUACUCUAAGAGUAUCAACUACUCCAAUUACUCUAAGUGUAUCAACUACUCCAAUUACUCUAAGUGUAUCAACUACUCUAAUUACUCUAAGAGUAGUUAGUAUACACUAAUUUACUCUAACUAGCAGUCACUAACUUUUCCCCCUUAAGUCGCACUAAUUUUUGAUUUUUGAUCCUUAUCACGACUGAGAAAAAGUAAACCUAAAAAUUGUAAGCAAA
Molecule: messenger RNA, 1802 nt
Organism: Scheffersomyces amazonensis
Lineage: Eukaryota; Fungi; Ascomycota; Pichiomycetes; Serinales; Debaryomycetaceae
Product: phosphatidylinositol-binding protein
Exons: 2
Coding region: 475-1434 (319 amino acids)
Biological process (GO): endoplasmic reticulum membrane organization
Cellular component (GO): plasma membrane; endoplasmic reticulum membrane
Molecular function (GO): FFAT motif binding
Source: RefSeq, a predicted model, not a curated record